CUUCUCCAUUCUCUUCUUCCCAAACAAAAAUAACUAAUUAAAGAGAGAUUAAUUAGUGAAGUAAGUUAUAAGAAAGAAAAGUGAUAAAUAAUUAUCAUGGAGGGAUCAAAGAGUUGUUGUCCACCUGGUGAAGCUAACAGCAAAGCAUGCUGCAAGUGCGGGCCUGGGUGGACUUGUGUUGUAAGAAAAAUUGAAGACCCUCAACCUGAUGCCAAGCCUUUCACCAACUGCUGCGAUACAUGUGUCUGCAUCACGGAUGAGUCAAAGAAAGUGGAGACUGAAGGAGGAUACUGUGUAUGUGGAGAAGGGUAUGCUUGUAGUUUCACCAAAACAGAAGGUCCUGAUGCUGGAAAAGUGUUCUUUGAAUGUGGUAAUGGUUGCAGAUGUGAGGUUUCUGGUUCUGGUAAUGAGGUUAUUGUCCUCAAGGAUGCAUAAUAACUUUAAUGUGUAAGGGUUAGUGGAAACACAUAUACAUGUACCAAAUAAAUGCUCAUGUUGUAGUACAUCAUAUGUACAAGUUGUAUUAAUUAGCAUUUUGGGAGGCCACUAGCCAAAUUUCAAUAUUGUGUGUUUGUGCGCGUUUUAUUUCAUUGAAUAAGCAUUGUUGUUGACACUCGAUAGGGUGUAAUUGUGUCAUGUUGUUACACUCUUGUGCAAUGUAAUGUUACAUUAUUUGUUGUUGUCUGAA
Messenger RNA from Chenopodium quinoa (quinoa), 688 nucleotides. RefSeq lists its product as uncharacterized. The transcript is spliced from 3 exons. Lineage: Eukaryota; Viridiplantae; Streptophyta; Magnoliopsida; Caryophyllales; Amaranthaceae. The coding region runs from base 97 to 435 and encodes 112 amino acids. The record is from RefSeq and is a predicted model, not a curated record.